Microtus ochrogaster (prairie vole) is the source of this 6593-nucleotide messenger RNA. RefSeq names its product ADCYAP receptor type I (gene Adcyap1r1). The record is from RefSeq and is a predicted model, not a curated record. Lineage: Eukaryota; Metazoa; Chordata; Mammalia; Rodentia; Cricetidae. Gene Ontology annotation, molecular function: G protein-coupled peptide receptor activity; vasoactive intestinal polypeptide receptor activity; peptide hormone binding. Gene Ontology annotation, cellular component: plasma membrane. Gene Ontology annotation, biological process: cell surface receptor signaling pathway; adenylate cyclase-modulating G protein-coupled receptor signaling pathway.
CCCUGGGUCUCUGCCGCAGCUCCGGCUGUGUCAGUGCGGUGGUCCUCAUCCCGCUCCCCAUCUCUGCCCGGGGUCUAACCCCGCCCCCAGGCACUCAUUGGCCUGCACAACGCCCCCCCCCCUCCCAGCCUGCUCGGUCCUCUGGGGAGGCGGUGGUCUGUCGCCUCCCUCAGCUCCGGGCCUGGCUGCGCAGCAGAGGCGGCGCCUCUCCGGCAGGACAGAGCUGGCCGCGCUAAGCGGGUCGGGCGAAAGCAGACGAGGGGCUCCUGGCUCCCAUCCCCGGCAGUGACUGACGGCCGCUCUGGACCAGCGUGGUCCCCGUGUGCACAUACGCAAACGCCGCGGCGCAGGAACACACAGACCCAGCUGCUCGCGGCCACAAGCACUCAGAGACCAGGCUCAGCGCGCGCUCCGCGGCUCACUCGCUCUAGCCAGUGCAGCUCCGGGCGGGCACGGAUUCGCGGGCUGCACGCCCUCCUUCCCUCCUGCACCUUCCGUCCCGGCACCCUGCAGCCGGCACGACCCUGGGACAAGCAGCCUGUGGACAGUGCUGCUGAUUCUCCACUGCUGGGAGCAGCAGCCAGAGCCGAGGCCGGGCCGGAAGCACCAUGGCCAGAGCCCUGCCGUGCUCCCUGACUGCUCUCCUCCUGCUGCCCGUGGCGAUUGCUAUGCACUCUGAUUGCAUCUUCAAGAAGGAGCAAGCCAUGUGCCUGGAGAGGAUCCAGAGGGCCAAUGACCUGAUGGGCCUAAAUGAGUCUUCCCCAGGUUGUCCUGGCAUGUGGGACAAUAUCACAUGUUGGAAGCCUGCUCAAAUAGGCGAGAUGGUCCUUGUAAGCUGCCCCGAUGUCUUCCGGAUCUUCAACCCAGACCAAGUCUGGAUGACAGAAACCAUAGGGGAUUCUGGUUUUGCUGAUAGCAAUUCCUUGGAAAUCACAGACAUGGGGGUCGUGGGCCGGAACUGCACAGAGGAUGGCUGGUCAGAACCCUUUCCCCAUUACUUCGAUGCUUGUGGGUUUGAUGACUAUGAGCCUGAGUCUGGGGAUCAGGAUUAUUACUACCUGUCGGUGAAGGCCCUCUACACAGUCGGCUACAGCACGUCCCUCGUCACCCUCACCACUGCCAUGGUCAUCUUGUGCCGCUUCCGGAAACUACACUGCACUCGCAACUUCAUCCACAUGAACCUGUUCGUGUCCUUCAUGUUGAGAGCCAUCUCUGUCUUCAUCAAAGACUGGAUUUUGUAUGCCGAGCAGGACAGCAGCCACUGCUUCGUCUCCACCGUGGAAUGCAAAGCUGUCAUGGUUUUCUUCCACUACUGCGUGGUGUCCAACUACUUCUGGCUGUUCAUUGAAGGCCUGUACCUCUUCACACUGCUGGUGGAGACUUUCUUCCCCGAGAGGAGAUACUUCUACUGGUACACCAUUAUUGGCUGGGGGACCCCUACUGUGUGUGUGACUGUGUGGGCUGUGCUGAGGCUCUACUUCGAUGAUGCAGGCUGCUGGGAUAUGAACGACAGCACGGCCCUGUGGUGGGUCAUCAAAGGCCCUGUGGUUGGUUCUAUAAUGGUGAACUUUGUGCUUUUCAUCGGCAUCAUCAUCAUCCUGGUACAGAAGCUGCAGUCCCCAGACAUGGGAGGCAAUGAGUCCAGCAUCUACUUCAGCUGCGUGCAGAAAUGCUACUGCAAGCCACAGCGGGCUCAGCAGCACUCUUGCAAGAUGUCAGAACUAUCCACCAUUACUCUACGGCUGGCUCGCUCCACCCUGCUGCUCAUCCCACUUUUCGGAAUCCACUACACAGUAUUCGCCUUCUCUCCAGAGAACGUCAGCAAGAGGGAAAGACUCGUGUUUGAGCUUGGGCUGGGCUCCUUUCAGGGCUUUGUGGUGGCCGUACUCUACUGCUUCUUGAAUGGGGAGGUACAGGCAGAGAUUAAGAGGAAGUGGAGGAGCUGGAAGGUGAACCGUUACUUCACUAUGGACUUCAAGCACCGGCACCCGUCCCUGGCCAGCAGUGGAGUGAAUGGAGGGACCCAGCUGUCCAUUCUGAGCAAGAGCAGCUCCCAGCUCCGCAUGUCCAGUCUCCCAGCUGACAACUUGGCCACCUGAGCCCUGUCUCCCUUCUGUACAGGCUAGGGCUGCAGGCCAGUGCCUGCGCUUGUUUGUGCCUCUUCCCUCUCCUUGGGCAGGCCCUGGGUAGGAAGCUGGACUCCUCCCCAAGGGGGGAAGAGAGAGAUAGGGUGUAGGCUGAUAUUGCUCCUCCUGUUUGGGUCCCACCUACUGCAGUUCAUUGAGCCCAAUCUGACAUGUAAAUACACCUCAAAUUUGGAAAAUUGCCCCAUCUCUCCCCCCAAUCCAUGCCUCUGCUCAUCUCUGCCAGGUUCCAGCUUGACCUACUAUGUCAAGGCCAGCCUCAGUGAUGGCCUGAUCCCAGAUACAAGGCCUUGUGAGCUGAGGCUGAAACAUGCCUGUCUUGUUGAGGCUGGGGUAGUGCCUACCCCAGAAGCUUUUCACUAAAUUGACUUUGGAUGUGGACCCCUUCUCAGCCUGUUCCGAGUCCUGAAGCUGACCAGAGAUGCAGUGCAGUGGCCAGAACCUUCUUUGAAGUGAGUCAAGCUGAGGCUCCUUUUGCUUACCCGACAUCUAGGAUAUCCGGGUGCUCAGCUCCCGUGUGCCUGGAUGAUGGGAGAGCUACAGAGCUCUUUCAAAGGUUGGGGUGGGGGUGAGGGUCAGGGAAAGUUCUGGUGCUUUUCAUUUGAUCUAAGAGCUGAGAGCUAGAGAUGCAGAUGCAUUUGGGAAAGAGAUGAGCUAGCUGAAGUUCUUACCAUGUCCACGGCUAUACCCUGACUCAAGACUUGAUCAUGUGGUAGCUUUAUUUCUACCCUUCUUGCCCACGAUGAACAGUCGGAAGAAGCCGUUCUCCAGCCAUGCCAACCACAGAGAGCCUCUAGCUCUCUCCUCUCUCAAUUUCCCCUGAAAUCAAAGCCAUGUCUAGAAUGAGCCAGCCACCUUGCAGUGAUAUCAAUGAGUUUUGAAGCAACUUUCAAUUUCCAGGGCUCCCCACAGCCCUACCUUUCCUGAUGACAAGAACGGUAGAUGCCGCCCCCAGCCUCAACUCCAUUACUAAACUCAGAUGUUGGCAAGACUUGCCCCAUGUGCCCUUGACAUUUGAAUCGCCUGUGGGCCUCUUAGGGUGUUUGGAGGGGAUGCUGUGUCUGUGGUGCGCAUGAGCAGAAGCUGCUGAUGGGAGGAGUGUUGGCUCUCUCAUGCCCAUCCUGGCUCCCCAGCUGUAUGUUGCACAGCCAUAACCUAAGGCUUUAAAAUAAGGCCAGAUGUGGAAAGACAGAGGGGAGAAUGUAGUGCCAUGGAACCACGUGGCUCAGCUCUUUCCACGUGGAUGCUUGUUUUUGUCCCUGCCUCUGUGGACUUGUUUAUGGCCAUGCUGUGGAAUGCAUGGGGAGCAUGGGAAGCCUCUUUGCUUGCUGUUGUAUUAAGUAGAAGGAGUGAUGGGAGAUUUGAGACCAUGCUGCUGGAGGGGCUGUUAGAAAGCCUGGAGAAGGUUCUAGAUGAUACGAUGUAGACAUGAGCUCUGUGUUCUUGACCACUGAGUUCAGGUUUUGGGUCUCUGGUAAAUCCAGAAGGGAAAAGCACCUCCUGGCUCCUUCCCAGAAACAUUAGGGGCUUGGACCAGCCACUGGGUGUACAUUGACCCUUUACCCUGCACCUUAUCUCCCUUCCAAUCCCGUCUCCGGUUCUGAGAGCAAGGUUAUCAGCCACACAAGAGUCAGUUGAUCACCCUGCACUUUGGACAAGGCUAGGGAGCCUGAGCUAUUUAGAAGAAGCCACGGUUUGGGAUUUCCACUGGUUUAGAACAUUGUGGCUGUGAGCACGUCUGUGCUGUGCUAGACCUAAGCAUCCUUGAUUGCGAAAUGAGUUUUUUUUUUUUAGUGCGUCUCCAGGUUCUGUAUUAGUUAAAAAACCGAGGCAGGUAAAUGGACACAUACUCUUGUGUAUAUCAUCCGAGGGGUGUGCGCCCACAUGUGUGAACACAUGUGCAUGUGUGUGGACGCAUGUGCAUGUAUGUAGAUGCAUGUGCAUGUGUGUGGUAAGAGGAAUGUCGUUCUGUUUGUUUUCCCAUUUGGAUAACACAGUGCAAGUGUGCAUAACAGAGCGAAGCUCAGGCCAUGGUCAUUUGAAUAGGGCCUCAGAUUCUGGGCGGAGCUAGCCUUGUAGGCCUGGCAGGGACAGGUUGCCCAUGGCACCCUCCAUCCAAAGUGCAGCUCCUGGCCUAUGGACCCCGUUCAUUUGUCAUCACCCCCCCCCCAUCCGUGGGUCUGCUUCACUGUGGAAGAAGAAACUGUGACUUUCUAGUUGCUUCACUGCAAAACAGCAAAAACCAGAUCAACCCUGAGCCCUUGCUGCUUCCUGAGCCCCCGCUGCUGCUUCCUGAGCCCUGGAGCCUGAGUCCUCCUAGAAAUUCCAGGUUCCUGUUGCUUUGUUUGUCUGUCUGAAAGAUUAUUAUCCAGAUGAUUAGUUUGCUGGUCUUGUGAGCAGAUGUACCCGAAGGAUUCUGCAUGUUCUGGGAGGGUCUGGCUCUCAGGCCUCAGACAGUGAAGGGAUAGCGUAAGGCUGGGUGCUGGGUUAAACCCUUCCCCCUUGACCCUCUUUCCAUCUAUAGUGCAAGCAAUAAGACUUACUGAUCUGUGUGUAGCCCAGUGUACCUCUGGGGUUCUGUCUAAACACCAACCAUCUUCUCUUGGAAUGGAUCCCAGGCAAGGCUUGCAGCAAUGCAGCCUGGAUCCAGAGAAGGGGAAAUGGUUGAGAAAUCCUGUGUGGGAGGUGAAAAGGGCUCCAUGGACUUAGAAACUCUGAGGUAGUAACCGAGUAGAUCCAAGAGGCACCCAGCCUGUACAGGAUCAUUCCUGGGAAGUAGAAUCUUGUUCUAUGAAACCCCAGAGGCCAAAUCUCAUGGACCACAUAGUAUAGGGGACAAGACAUCCUUGUCUUGUCCUGUCUCCUGUCAUGAUUGUCCUGCUUCAGGGUGAGCAGGGUAUGCCAGCAAAGGGUCUAGUUCUCACAAAAUGAUAUUCUACAUCAGGCAGGCUUAGGCUGCCAAGCAGUCAGAGGGAUUGGAGAUGCUGCACCUUUGAGUCUCAGCCUCCAUUUUCGGGGUGCAGUGAUGAGGUCCUCCUUGACAUGCUCAGGAGCCCUCCAUGAGUCCCCUCCUAACCCCAUCUUCCCUGAACUGAUUUCUCUGUGGACAGUGAUGGGAACCUUGACCAGGGUCCAGUGCUGAGAAUAACCCUGUCCCUGUUGCUCAACACUGGGACCUCUUCUGUUUGCUCUGUACUCUCUUUUCCUUGGGGGGAAAGCUGUGCGAGCCUCUUUAAUUCAUUGUGUACCUUUUGUCCCAUACAAAGAGAAGGUAGCAAGUCCUGUGAUAUUACAAAUUCCAUUUGAGCCUACUGAGCCUGGAAACCAGCUAGAAGAGCCUUGAGCAGGAAGCCUGGGACUUGGGGCUUCCCAGCUUUGCCACUCACCUGCUGUUUGACCUUGACUCAUCCCUUUAAGGGGAAGCUCAAAGACUAUUAGAGCUGGAAGAGACUUGGAUAUCUGAAGGCAAACCUUCUCCGUGGGCUCAUGAAGAAACAGGUGGACCUAGUGUGUUUUUGAAUGAGAAAGUGGCUCUACCAGUAUUGCACAACCCUGCAUGUGAUCCAGAUGGAACACUCCAAGCAGCCGUAGGAUACAAUGUACCACUUGCAGGAGUGGCUGCACCUGCAGGAAGUCCACGGGUCCAUGAUUCAACACAGAAGAAGCAAUGGAGUCGGUGUGGUAGAAGGAUUACCUGCAGCAAACCUAACCCUCUCCAUCUGUUCUGGGACUCCACACUUUACCCUCAACCCCUAACCUGCAUCGGUGUGGCCAUGGUUGCAUCAUCAUCUGCCCCCUAGCUAGGGAGGAGGUAGAAAUGACAUGCUCCCUGUCGGUUUACAAGCUCUGAAAACAACACAGCUGUGUGCUCAUUCUUAGGGUGAAGACCCCUGAAAGGUAUCCCCUUGCCACCAGCCGACUGCUUUGACCCCCUUGGGUUAACCGUUACCCUACCGAGGGCGAGGGCAAGGACACAGGGCUCGGGUGGACACCGAAUUCCAGCUUUAUCCCCAUCACUUUGUUCAGUUUGCUUUGAAGGUCGGGAUGGGAGAACUCUAUGAGUGCUGGACCUCUGUGCCAUCUGCCUAGGAACCCUUCAAAGGCGUGGGACAUUCCUCUAGUGGGGCCAAUGCCCAUUCUUUCUCCUGUCCCUGAACUCUGGGUCCUGUGGUUUGUCUGUACUCAGCCAUGUGCGUUUUUGUCUGCUGUCUGUCUUCUGAGGCUUUGCGUCUGUCAGGGCUGGGGUGGUUCAGCCCUGGGUACCCCAGACGUGGCUCCAGGCUCAUUCAUGGGAGCUGGACCAGCCUGGGUUUAAUUUCCCACAAUAAAGAUAAAUCCCACGGACCUCACUGCUACCGCUGCCUCCAUUAAUGCUGUGCUCACACCCUGUCUGGGAUUUGAAGGAUGUCAUACUGCUGUAGAUGAUCAAUAAAAUGUCUUAUCAUUUUC